AUGCAUCGCAGCUUUUCCAAAAGAUGGCUGAAUACUGCCCUUCGCACCAAAGAAGUCUCAACAACAGCUUUGGAGCUACCAGUCUUUCUGUGCCCUUCUCUUGCUGCUCACAAUGCUAGGCCGCAAGUUCUCGCGGGUCAGGUACUGUCCAGUCGCUCGCAAUGGAGGUUACCAUCAUCUCGUUGCUUGCACGUGCCAACCAGCACACCAACGGCCGCACACAUUGUCGAGAACGAUGUUCAUGACGUGAAGCCUAUUCGGAAGCUUCCUGCACAAUGCACGGGCUGCGGUGCUCUUUCUCAGACCUCGCACUCUGAUCAGCCUGGCUACUUUGACCUGGGCAGAAAAGUCGUUCGCCGGUAUAUAGGCUUGGAACAGCCCCAACAACGACAACUCAAGGCCAGUGAGCGCGAGGAGGACGAGGUCUUUCGCAGGACUAUUGAAUCGGUGGACAUGGAAAAGCUCAAGACUCUGGGGGUGGAUGUGGACGACAUUGCGCCGACCUUGGCACCUCAACCAGAUCGAGUUCAACCAGAAGCACCUCUCAAAACGCCUCUCUGCGACAGAUGCCAUACAUUAAUGCAUCAUCAAACUGGUGUUUCCAUCUACCACCCCACGAUUGACUCCAUCAGAGACACGCUCGAGGAGUCUCCCUACAAGUACAACCAUGUAUACCAUGUCCUCGAUGCUGCCGACUUUCCCAUGUCCCUGUUGCCCAAGAUUCAUUCACUGCUACAUUUGAUGCCUCUUCGGUCCAAGAACCGGCGUUCAAGGGCCGGCAAGUUUUAUCAUGGCCAAAAGACAGAGAUGAGUUUCGUCAUCACAAGAGCCGACCUCCUAGCGCCAACCAAGCCUCAAGUUGAUCGCCUGGUCCCGUACCUUCGAGAAGUCUUGCGGGAUGCCCUCGGUCGGACUGGAGAGGACUUGCGACUAGGAAACAUCAGAUGUGUCAGCUCAAGACGGAGUUGGUGGACCAAGGAACUCAAGGAAGAUAUCUGGAACCGUGGCGGCGCAGGUUGGCUGGUCGGGAAGGUCAAUGUGGGAAAGAGUCAACUCUUUGAAGCCGUCUUUCCCAAGGGACGAAUGGACUGGGACCCAUCAAGUCACCAGAUCAAGGUCGACAUGUUUGCCAAAGACGACCCUGAACCACCAACAAAGCUCCGUGAAGCGCUUCAGGAAAUCGAGGAGGACGCCAAUAGCAAUGAAAUGAUUGCCAAGCUGGAAGCAGACAAGGUGGACGAAUACUCCCUGCUGCCUCCAGCGCCCCCCGAGACUCAAUACCCCGAGAUGCCUCUGGUCUCUGAUCUUCCGGGAACCACGGCAUCGCCCAUUCGAGUUCCAUUUGGAAAUGGCAAAGGAGAACUCAUUGAUUUGCCGGGCCUAGAACGAACGGGCCUGGAAAAGUAUGUCAAGGAUGGACAGCAGACAUCGCUAAUACUACGCUCGCGCGUGGUUCCGGAACAGAUGGUGCUGAAGCAAGGAAAAUCAGUUCUCCUGGGUGGAUUGAUCCGCAUUACGCCGCGUGUCCCCGGUCCCAUUAUCAUGAGCUAUGCAUUCACGCCACUCGAGGCGCAUCUUACAAGCACAGACAAGGCGAUUGCGGUCCAGACCCAAACGAGCACUCUAAACAUCGACAGCAUCGCAGCCCCAGGCACGGGAGAGAAAAUCAAGCAUGCCGGAUCAUUUGCUCUCAAAUGGGACGUGACCAAGGAGCGUGCCGGCCCCAUCACGGCCAAGCACUCUGUCAAUAUCAAGGUCGACCGCCUGCCCUAUCGGGUGCUGGCCGCCGAUAUCCUGAUUGAAGGCGUCGGCUGGGUCGAGGUUGUAGCCCAAGUACGCACGAGAGAUUUGUACGAGAGGAGAGCCCCGACUGCCCCCGAAGCAAAGCCCGAAGCCGAGCUCACGGCCCUCGAACGGCUCGAUGCCUUGGCCGAGGGUCCCAAGAAGGAGGAACCGCGCCGCCCGGCUCGCACCGACGACGACAACGGCGACGGCGAGCCCAACUGGCCCAUUGUCGACGUGUACAGCCCCGAGGGCAAAUUUAUCGGCUACCGGCGACCCAUGAAUGGUUGGCUGCUCAACAAGCCGAGGGUGACGGCUGCCUCACAGAGGUCGCGGCCGCGAAAGAGCAUGAAGGGUGCCAAGAAACUUGAGAAACAGCGGCGAAGGGCUGCUGAGUAG
Pestalotiopsis fici W106-1 is the source of this 2181-nucleotide messenger RNA. RefSeq lists its product as uncharacterized. The record is from RefSeq and is a predicted model, not a curated record. Gene Ontology annotation, cellular component: mitochondrion. Bases 1 to 2181 code for a protein of 726 amino acids. The transcript has a single exon. Lineage: Eukaryota; Fungi; Ascomycota; Sordariomycetes; Amphisphaeriales; Sporocadaceae.